Molecule: messenger RNA, 2788 nt
Organism: Mercenaria mercenaria
Lineage: Eukaryota; Metazoa; Mollusca; Bivalvia; Venerida; Veneridae
Exons: 11
Coding region: 334-2649 (771 amino acids)
Source: RefSeq, a predicted model, not a curated record
ACUACAAACGUUGCAAGCAGCUCUAAAACAGGAGAAGCAACAACAUCAGAUAAAAUUUCAACUUCUGGAACAGUGACUACGGUAGUAACAAGCAGCUCUAAAACAACAGAACCAACAACAUCAGAUCAAAGUUCAGUUUCUAGAACGGUGACUACAUCAGGUCAAACUUCAACUUCUGGACCACUGACUUCGGAAGAUGCAAGCAGUUCUGUAGCAACAGAACCAGCAACAUCAGAUCAAACUUCAACUUCUAGAACAGUGACUACGGAAGUUUCAAGCAGUUCUGUAACAACAGAACCAACAAUAUCAGGUCAAACUUCAACUUCCGGAACAAUGACUACGAACGUUGCAAGCAGCUCUGUAACAACAGAACUAACAACAUCAGGUCAAACUUCAACUUCUAGAACAGUGACUACGGAAGUUUCAAGCAGCUCUAAAACAACAGAACCAACAACAUCAGGUCAAACUUCAACUUCUAGAACAGUGACUACGGAAGUUUCAAGCAGUUCUGUAACAACAGAACCAACAACAUCAGGUCAAACUUCAACUUCUGGAACAGUGACUACGGAAGUUUCAAGCAGUUCUGUAACAACAGAACCAACAACAUCCGAUCAAACUUCAACUUCUGGGACAGUGACCACGAAAGUUGGAAGCAGCUCUGUAACAACAGAACCAACAACAUCAGGUCAAACUUCAACUUCUAGAACAGUGACUGCUAUAGUUGCAAACAGCUCUGUAACAACAGAACCAACAACAUCAGAUCAAACUUCAGCUUCUGGAACAGUGACUACGGAAGUUACAAGCAGCUCUAAAACAACAGAACCAACACCAGCAGGUCAAAAUAUUACUUCAGGAACAGUGACUUCGGAAGUUACAAGCAGCUCUGUAACAACAGUACCAACAACCUCAGGUCAAACUUCAACUUCUAGAACUGUGACUACGGAAGUUACAAGCAGCUCUAAAACAACAGAACCAACAACAUCAGGUCAUACUUCAUCUUCCGGAACAAUGACUACGGAAGUUGCAAGCAGCUCCUUAACAACAGAACCAAUACCAGCAGGUCAAAAUAUUACUUCAGGAACAGUGACUUCGGAAGUUGCAAGCAGUUCUGUAACAACAAAACCAAUAACAGCAGGUCAAACUUCAACUUCUGAAACAUUGACUGCUAUAGCUGCAAACAGCUCUGUAACAUCAGAACCAACAACAUCAGAUCAAAGUUCACCUUCUGGAACAGUGACUACGGAAGUUGUUGGAAGCAGCUCUGUUACAACAGUACCAACAACCUCAGGUCAAACUUCACCUUCUAGAACUGUGACUACGGGAGUUACAAGCAGCUCUAAAACAAUAGAACCAACAACAUCAGGUCAUACUUCAACUUCUGGAACAGUGACUUCGGAAGUUACGAGCAGUUCUGUAACAACAGAACAAACAACUUCAGGUCAAACUUUACCUUCUGGAACUGCGACUUCUACAGUUGCAAGCAGUAUUUUAACUACAGAACCAACAACAUCAGGUCAAACCUCAAAUUCUGAAACAGUGACUUUUAAAAGUGCAACGACUCCUUUAACAAGCAGCACUGCAAUAGCCACAGCGUAUCCGACGGUAAAACCUGACACUGAUAAAGCGGUCUAUGUUUUUAACUUUGAAUUGACGAUAAAUGGGAACUUCUCUUCGAAAUUACAAGACGAUGAUGGAUUCAUUUACUCAUUAAAUAAAACGUUACUGGACAAUAUUUUCUCGGACAUACCAGGCGUAAAACUAAGUUUUACUUUUAGGAAAGGAAGCAUCAUAACAAUUGUCAAUUCAGAAAUAACGAAAAAGGAAAUUGAAGACGAUGAUAAAAAUAUUACUGAGGUCCUACAGAUGAUAGUGGAUAAUGCUAACAAAAGUGCAUCAAAGCUAAACACAACAGAAGGUCUAAUUAAAAACUCAACUGAUUUUGUGGAGAAGUUACAAGGCCAAGUCAGUGCAUACAAGGCUGCGUUAGACAAAGAUCCGUGUGCUAUGGAGUAUAAUGUGUGUCCGUUGUCAUACUAUUACACAUGCAAACACGAUACAGGUGAUGGCGUGUGCAUGCACGAGUGCGACAAAGAACCCGGAUUUUGUGGGGAAAAUGGGCAGUGUUUUUACGACAUUGCAAGUAGUGUAAAGGCUUGCAGAUGUAAAAGUACCUCGUUUCAUGUGUAUCACGGGGACCGUUGUGAAGAAUCCACGGCGACCAAAGAGUUCGUGUUAGCGGUAUCUCUCGGAGCUGGCGGCGGAAUCAUACUAAUAUUGUUCUUGAUAAUCAUCUGUAUGUGCGCUAGAAGACGAGCAAACUCGAAAAAUAAUCUCAGUGGGUAUGGAGAAUCAGAAUGGGAGUUACCAGCAAAUGAAGUAGCACUAAAAGACCUCAGCUUUAGAUCCGGUGCUGAUAAAACCGGACCUCUGUACGGAAGAUAUCACCGCCAGCCGGGGCAUAUCAACCAGGCAUACGAACCGGUUUUCACUGGAAGUGGUCGUGGCGGACCGUCAGUGUAUCUUCCGGGAGACAAUGACCAGGGUUCGAGUUCAAACACCGCACAGUAUUAUUCUACAAUAGAUCCUGCAGCAGACUCUGAAGCAAAAGAAAGUAGUCGAACUCAAACUGUUUCCGCAAGUAUUCCAUAAAACGACCUCAUGUGUCAUCCCAGCCUAGUGACGUUUACAACAGUAUAUAUUUCGAUAAUACAACAGAAUCACCUGGUGAUACACCAAGACCUCUGAUAACUGACAUGAAGACAACAUUGUGAAUAUGCAUGUUAAAACA